GUUUUCAUCUGAAGUUACAGAUUUGUCAAACGUCAAUUCAAAUCUGGUCACACUGUUCAGCAAACUUCACAAUAAUUCACAUUUCAUUUCUCUAAUCUCUUCUUAUUUGACAGCGGGGAGGCUAACAUGUCGGCCCAUAAGACUUUUAUUAUUAAGAGAAAGCUUGCUAAAAAGCUAAAACAAAACCGACCUAUUCCACAAUGGGUGAGGAUGCGCACUGGAAAUACUAUUAGAUACAAUGCUAAGAGGCGUCACUGGAGGAGAACUAAGCUCAAGCUGUAAACACAUGUUUAUCCUUGUAUCUUAAGUCAAUAAAACUUUAAAACUAA
This is a messenger RNA of Leptidea sinapis, 329 nucleotides long. It is a transcript of the gene RpL39, whose product is annotated as 60S ribosomal protein L39. Gene Ontology annotation, cellular component: ribosome; cytosolic large ribosomal subunit. The transcript is spliced from 3 exons. The coding region runs from base 127 to 282 and encodes 51 amino acids. Gene Ontology annotation, molecular function: structural constituent of ribosome. NCBI's taxonomy places the organism in Eukaryota, Metazoa, Arthropoda, Insecta, Lepidoptera, Pieridae. The record is from RefSeq and is a predicted model, not a curated record. Gene Ontology annotation, biological process: translation.